Messenger RNA from Bolinopsis microptera, 1353 nucleotides. RefSeq names its product melatonin receptor type 1A-like. The transcript has a single exon. Gene Ontology annotation, cellular component: plasma membrane; neuron projection. Bases 1 to 1353 code for a protein of 450 amino acids. The record is from RefSeq and is a predicted model, not a curated record. Lineage: Eukaryota; Metazoa; Ctenophora; Tentaculata; Lobata; Bolinopsidae. Gene Ontology annotation, molecular function: neuropeptide binding; neuropeptide receptor activity. Gene Ontology annotation, biological process: G protein-coupled receptor signaling pathway.
AUGGUUGGAGGUAACGUGUCGUUAUUCUACGACUGCGAAGGCGGGGAGGAGCACCUAGACGAGUGUAACGAGGUCUACCUCCGCCUUACUCCCUACUCCAUCUCCGUGAUCCUGGCUGUUUGGCAAACGCUGCUUGUUGUCUUUGGUGUCUUGGGGAACAGUGUUGUGAUCUUCGCAGGGAGCCAGUACUCUGCCUUUAACCUGGACAGUGUGACGGUGUUCUUUGUUCAGCAGCUGGCGGUGGCGGAUCUGAUCUACUCAGUGAUCAUCACGGCUCCCUGCGCUCUCACUCACAUCAUGAGAGGCUGGUUUCUGGGGUACUGGACAUGUGUGGUGUACGGAUACCUGGUCUCCUUCCUCAGUCCUGUGGGCUUCCUACUCACUAUGAGCAUCUCCCUGCACAGGAUUGCUAGAUGUUAUCGUCCUAUGCAGAUGAGCAAGUUUAAGAAGAAGCACGCUGUCAUUAGUGUGAUUGCUAUAUGGAUCGUCUCGUUCGUGGCUAAUAUCAUGUUCAUAGGACACGCCCCAGCCGGAACACUCCCCCAGUUUAACCCUUCCUUUCCACUCUGCUACUUCAAUGUGGAGGAUCCUGAUUACCCACUACUUCUGAAAGUCCACCUGAUCCUCUUCAUGGGAACACCCUUCAACAUCAUUGUACUCACCAACCUUAUGCUGCUGAGAUACUCCAAGCAAAAGACAAAGGACCUCAGAAAAGCCAUCAAGGAGAAGAAAGAAACUGACUCCAAAAGAGGAUUUAACACCAUCUACUUGAUCUCUGGCUUGCUUAUCACUACCUGGACCCCCCUCAUCACUAUUGACUUUCUCAGAUCUUUCUUCAGCGGCUUCAUCCGUUCUCACCAUUUCAUGAGGUUUGCAGGUAACGCGUUCCUGGUCAGCAGUUGUGGUAAUCCUAUUAUAUACUGCUUCGCCAACCCAAAGUUCAAAGCUUUCCUCAUAAAGCUCAUGUCCCGGUGUUACUCUAACGCUAGAAAUUCGCUAAUGGAUAGCAUCGGUGUUUCUUCUGUUACCGUACCCCGAGAAAAGGCAACCUCGCGAUCCUGUAUUUCCGAAUCUAGAGGUCAAGGCAACAGGUCCUCUAAAUCAAACUCAACUGCUUCUAUGGGUAUUCCUAGCAAACAGAUGUCACCCAGGCGGAGUCUCAGCAAGCUUUCCACUGUCAAGGAUUUGAGCGAGAGCAGUAAUAAAAGUAAAACUUUCCGAGGUGAUGCGAACGAGCGAUCCUCAUCUUCCAUGUCUAAAUCGGAGCAGAACUGCAAGCAAGUUGAGCCUGAAGCGUCUUCUCCUGAGCGACUGAACCUUGAAGACGACAUCAUUCAAGAAGUAGAAAUUUAG